UGCAUAGAAUUCUUCUGCACCCUCCCGCUCUCACUUGCGCAUGCCAGAGUGCUCGGUAGCAGGCAUGAGAUAGCCUCACAGCUUGUCGGAGGAGGCAGCUGCCCGUUCCGUAUUGGCUGAUGCAGGAGGACAACCUCUGGGUUUUAAAACUUUAUUUUUAGCCAUCGGUCCGACUGCUAUUGCAGGCGGUUCAGUGUGCGAUUGAAGAAGCUAUUUUACUGCCUUUACGACCAUCCAUCAGUGAAGCGGUAAGACCACGCAUGUUUGUAUUGAGGCUUCUGCGUAGAGUGGAGGGGGACACGUCCUUGGGACACUGAACGUUUUCUUUACACAACGAGGAUACACCUGAACUGAACUCUGGAAACAAUACCGAAAUCUACGGAAGUUUAUUAGGUUACACCAUUUCAGGAUACUUCAACAGUGCGCCAACCUACCUCGUGUAGCUUACUGCUACCCAUCAGAUCUAGUUGCAAACGAUACCCUCUGCUGCUGUGUAGGCAAUGGCGAGUCCAGGGGCAGAUCACGGCCCUAAGAAUCAAGACCACAACGAACACCCCGAACCGACCACCGAGCCUGCAUUCCAAGAAGCCCAGAAAUGGAUAGAGGCAGUGACGGGAAGAAGCUUCGGAGACAAGGACUUCCGUGGAGGUCUAGAGAACGGCAUUCUGCUGUGCGAGUUGCUGAGCUCCAUCAAACCAGGGCUUGUGAAGAAGAUCAACAGACUUCCUACUCCCAUAGCUGGACUGGAUAACCUGACUCUGUUCCUCAGAGGCUGUGAAGAGUUGGGCCUGAAAGGAUCACAGCUGUUUGACCCUGGGGAUCUUCAGGACACGUCCAUACGUGCUAACUUAACUGGCUCUGAUUGCAACAGGAAGCUUAAGAAUGUGUUGAUUACCAUAUACUGGCUUGGGAAAGCAGCCAAUGGCUGUGCGACAUACAGUGGCCCCACGCUAGACCUGAAGGAGUUUGAAGGGCUGCUGUCUCACCUGAGAAAGGAGUGUGAGGACACAGAGAGCCCUAAGCGCAGUAUCCGUGACAGCGGUUACAUUGACUGCUGGGACUCGGAGCGGAGCGAGUCUCUGUCCCCUCCGCGGCACGCUCGAGACGACUCAUUCGACAGCCUGGACUCUUACGGCUCGCGCUCACAGCAGACGCCCUCCCCAGACGUGGUCCUCCGGGGGAACAGCGACGGUCGAGGCAGUGACUCCGAGGGUGAUUCCCGGAAGCUUCCGGACAUGCGUAAGGACGACAUGCUGGCGCGGCGCACCUCCUACAACGAGCCGCGCGCGGCCGUGCCCUUCAACCAGUACCUGCCCAACAAGAGCAACCAGAGCGCCUACGUGCCCACGCCGCUGCGCAAGAAGAGGCCGGAGCGCGAGGAGGGACGCAAGAGCUGGAGCAACGCCACCACGCCGGUCGGCGCCGAGAGACCUUACAGCCACCCUGAGCCCAUCCAGGAGGAGAGCCUGGCCCCUGAGGGGGAGCUGGGCGAGGCGCAGGUGGGCAGUAAGUGUCCGGCCAGCUCCCUGAGGGAGGUGAGGGUGAGGACAGUGCCACGGGGUGCAUGGCACCCCAAGACCGUCACGUGGGCGCAGGACGGAGCAGUGGAGAAGGACGAGGACAGGCCGGAGGCAGAGGACGAGGAGGAAGAGGAUAAGAUGAGGAAGAUGAAGAGGCUGGAGAAAGCCGGCAUCAAAGUGCUGCCCGCAUCGGUGCGCUACAGCAGUCCCAGAGAUGCAGGCGGAGAGACCGAGGGGGUCAAGCCUGCCUCGCCGGACAUCAUUCUCAGGUGCGAGAACGACUUCCUGCGGAACCAGCAGCCGCACGCCUGGGACUCGGACGAGGAGGAAGAGGAGGAGGAUGCCGCGGGCGAGAGGAAGGUGCCCGACGUGCGGCGGGACGAUUUGGCCUCGCGACGAGCGCGCAUGAACCGCGGGCCUGCCCGAGGAGCCCACCACUUCCUGCCGGGCUCCUGCAGCCGGAGGGACCAGGAGAGGUGGGAGGCCCUCCGCCUCAAAUCCCAACAGGCCGUGCUGGAGAAGAUGGAGAGACUGGAGCAGGAGAAAAAGAGUGAGCCUGAGGCUGAGUCUGCUGCUGAAGAGUUCAUCAUAACCCGCACGGACAACCCCCUCCUGAGCUCUCUGAGAAGGGUCGAGCGGGACCACGAGGAGGAGGGUGAGGAGAGGGAGAACAGGGCAGUGAUCGCCAACCCACAGAUAGAUGACCUCGCCCGCCGGCGGGCUAAGAGCCGGCCGCAGGCACACAGGGACCCUCUGCUGCCCCUGCUACAGACCUCCAUGAGCCAGACCGACAUGGAGAAGUGGCAGAGGCUGAAACUCAACACAGAAGCCAGUGAGAGUGAACCGCAAUCUCCACAAUCUCCUGAGGUGGCCAUCAUAACUCGAAAAGAUAACCCCUUCCUAAGCCCCCAGAGAAAGGAGAGGGGCGAGGAAGGGGACGAGGAGGAGGAGAGGAAGAGGGGUGAGGGUGAGGAUGAAGAGGAUCACAGUGAGGUGGUGCCUAACGUGCAGAAGGAUGACCUGGCCAAGAGGCGGGCCCAGAGUGGGCCCCGCCCUCAUAGGGAGCCAGUGAACCCAUUGGUCCAGGCGUCCAUCACUCAGGCAGACAUGGAGAAGUGGCAGAGGCUAAAGAUGACCACGGAGGACAGCAGUGACUCCCCGCCAAUAUGUCAGGCCUGCAUUGAGAAAAUCUCCCAGCCUCCUGCCAUCUCCACGACAACAGCGGCCCAGGAUGACCUGGCCAGCCGCCGCACCCGUGGCACCCGUCGCUCGCCGGGCAGCCGCCAGCAGCGCUUCGUGACGUUUGGUCCAGUGACAGAGAUGGACCAGAGGUGCUGGGAGCGUCUGAGCAUCGCUCGGCCAGGGCAGGGGGGCGAGGAGGAGGAGGAGGAAGGGGGGAAGGGCGAGAGAGACGAGUCACAGACACUCCGACGCCUCCUCUCCGCCGUGCCCGUCGCCAUGCCAACCAUUGGAACGAACUCUCCGCUCCAAAAAAGGCUGGGCAGGUACAGCCCGCUGCUAGCCGGAGCGCGACUGGGAAUGGCCUCGUGUUGCCUAACCCUGCUUGACCCUGUCCUGCUAGUGCGGCCUGCUACCCAGUAUAGCGUGUGCCUGUGGCUAUUGAUGGCCACUGUGAGGGCGCGCAUUGUGGUGCUCUGUGUGGGGGUUUGUCUGGAGUGUGUCAAUAGCUCUGUUAUCCUCUGUUGUAUUUCACAUUGUCUCACUCUCUUCAUUUUACACUGUUCCUGGAUGCCUUUUAUUUGUAGCCCUGAAAUUCCCAGUGCCCCCACGUCAGCCUCGAGCACACAUGUGCAUGUGCGUGACAUCAGCCGACCUUUGACCUCGGCCGAACAUGAGGAGCUGGACGAGUUGCUGACGCAGUAUGGCCGAAGGGUCCCAGAGGAACCAGAAGAGGGACAAGAGGAAGAGGAGGAGAGACAGCCUGACGUGAGGAAGGACGACAUGUUGGCCCGCAGAACGGCCGCGCAUCAGAAGUCCAGCGUCCAGGCCCACAACCGCUUCCUCCCCAUGCCAGGCGGCUCCAAGGCCCAGCCACCGAGAGAGAGCACCCAGAACGGACACGCCCAACGCAGGGUGGUGGGCACGGCGGGGAACCGCCCCUGGACGGAGGCAGUGACGGAGUACUCAGAGUGGAACAUUAAGACUGCCAGGAACUGGAUAGGACAGAGAACAGAGACUCAGAAACAAGAGCCCAAGGUGUCUUCACCACCGGUCACCACGGAGAUGCAAAAGGACCUUUAUGCCGCCUCAUCUGUUGGCGCAGCUGCCCACAGACAGGGCAGCGUGGACAGAGCGCGUGGCGACGACUGGGACGAAGAAUAUGACGAUGACGGUCCACUGCCAGACCCGGAGAAGGACGACAUGCUCGCACGGAGGACAGGAUCAUACCAAAAGGCUGUAGGGGGGACAGGGCAACCUUUUCUCCCUGUUCCAGGCACAGCCAGGUAUAAAGGCACCCCUGCUGCUGGUUUCGGCCAGUCCCAGCUGAAGUCCAAAGAGAGAGAGAAGCCCAAGGACAGCUUAAGCGCUGUGGCCUCUCCCGCCAGAGAUGUUGCCAGGAAGUGCCCUCAGAUGACGGACAGGGAGGAGGCGGGCUCUGCAGAGGCUUUGGGACCUCUGUGGGAAGCAGCUGGGGCAGACGAGCCUAAAAGUGCCCCAACUGCCCCCGGCCCUGCACCCCAGCAGGGCAACACUGCCCCCCAAAGACGACCCUCCUGGCUGGAGGACGAUGACCUACCCCCAAUAUUCAGCCACAGAGCUGCUAGUGCAGCUGAUGAGCCAGAGAGCAUGAGCAUGUUUGACAUGCGCUGUGAGGAGGAGGCCAUCCUGCAGCCGCACAGCCAGUCGCGCCACGAGGACCUGCACAACCAGUACAACAAGGAGGACGACCAGUGGCAGGAUGACCUGGCCCGUUGGAAGAACCGGAGGCGAAGUGCAUCUCAGGACCUCAUCAAGAAGGAGAACGAGAGGAAGAUGAUGGAGAAGAUGAUGAAGGAGGAGCAAGCAUCUGCACUUCGGAGGAAGAGUAUCAAGACCUACAAGGAGAUUGUGGAAGAGAAGGAGCGUCGUGAGCAGGAGCUGCACGAGGCCUACGACAGGGCCCGCACCCCUGAGGAGAAAGCGGCCGUGCUGCAGCGCUACGCCCUGCGCUUCACCAUCAGUGACGCCAUCCUGGAGCGUCUGCAGAUCCCGCAGCCGCCCGAGAAAGAAGCCCCCCAGCUCCCCUCCACUGCCACAACCACCACGGCAACCACCACGGCAACCACCACGGCUCCCGCCUCCGACACCACCAUCACGCCCACCGCCACCGCCGCCGCUAGCCAGCCCAAGCAGCCUCAGCCACCUCCCUCUCAGCCAAAUUCACUCUCCCGCCCAGAGCGGACCCUGUCCCAGACUGAUGCAUACCGCACCCCUCCCGGCAACCACCACGGCAACCACCACGGCAACCACCACGGCAACCACCACGGCAACCACCACGGCAACCACCACGGCAACCACCACGGCAACCACCACGGCAACCACCACGGCAACCACCACGGCAACCACCACGGCAACCACCACGGCAACCACCACGGCAACCACCACGGCAACCACCACGGCAACCACCACGGCAACCACCACGCACGCCACCGCCACCACGCCGCCACCGCCACCCCACCCCAGCCGGCCACCCCACCCCAGCCACGGUCGCCCCCAGCCGCUAGCCAGCCCAAGCAGCCUCAGCCACCUCCCUCUCCAGCCAAAUUCACUCCCGGCACGAAGGCUGCCGUGGAAGACGCCCCCAAACCUAAAGUGCCCUCGCAACAGCAGACACGGACGAUGAGCCCUCCCUUUCAGCCCCAGAGCCGGACCCUGUCCCCGGAGCAGUCGCCCACCCGCACCCCUCCCGCUCUGUCCAAGCCCGUGCCUCUGUUCACGCCCAAGCCUUACAGCCAGCCAAGGCCCAACCAGAGUGGACACAAGCCAGUCAAGGCUGAUGGGCUGAUACGCAUCAAUGGAGAAAUCAACGAAGAUAAAAAGGAGAUCACCAGGCUGAGCUCUCCACCGCCUCCGCUGCCUCCUACACCCUCAGCCAAUCAGGACGCGGCUGGGACCACACAGGGAGGAGCCGCCGCGCCCCCCAUGUCUCCCCAGACGUGCACCAAACCCCCCCAGGAGGAACGUCAGCCCAGAUCCCCGCAGAGGGACACCACCAAGGGGGAGGAGGAGGAGGAGGAGGAGGAGGAGCGGGCGGCUCCCACAUCUCCUUCAUCUCAGGAGACGAGCCGAGGUGGAGAGCAGGCAUCUGCUGACGUCACCCAGUCUCCACUUAGAGUGUCCGAACAGAAGGACCUCGCUGCUGGAGGGAAGCGGAAUUGUGUUGUCAAAACGACCAUCGUGACAGAACUCACACAGACACAGGUCAUCGAUGAAGCAGAUGCAACCACUAGAACAUGGAUGAACAGCUCUGUGAGUUCUGCUCAGUCCCCUGAGGACCUGUCAGUUUCCUCCUCCGAGUACAGCAGAACUGAUUCAGCACAGACCAGCACCCUGACCUCAUCUUCCACCACAUUGCCAGAUUCAUCACACUCGUCUGGUAGCUCUAGGUUGCGCUGGGAGUUCUUCGCGACGCCAGAGGGCCUUGAGAACCCCAUGGAGUGUAUUGAGACCCCUAUCUUGAAUCUGGCUAAGAGGGUUGACCAUUGGACAUGGGAUCCCAAUGAGGAGCGCAAACGUCAAGAAAGAUGGCAACAAGAGCAGGAGCGCUUGCUGAAGGAGAAGUACCAGCGUGAGCAGGAGAAGCUGAAGCAGGAGUGGGAGAGAGCCCAGCGGGAGGUGGAGGAGGAGGAGAGGAGGCACCAUGAGGAGGAGAGACGCAUCCUUGAGGAGACUAUGACCCCGUUGACAUCUCGUUCUGGCAGCGGAGGGUUGACCAGUCCAGUGUCCUCCCCGCAACGCACGCAGGACAGCAUCGUCCUGUCACUGUCGGAGCUGGACAGGAAACUGACCCAAGACAAGCAGACAGAAAGCGGAGGACACACAAGCACUCACAAUGGAGUGGCACACACACAGAGUCCUACCCUCCAUAGCCCAGCUCUGACAGGGUCACCUACACCAGUGCAACAGAAUGGGAAGGUCCCCUCUCCUAUUGACAACAGCGAGUCAGCCACCCCACAGCUGCAGUUCAUACAGGAUGGCUCAUGGAGAAGCUCGCCCGCGGACAGGAAGCCGCAGAGUGACGAAUGGAAGAAGACUUCCUCUCUGGACCGCAACUUCAGUCCUCCACAAAACUACCCUGCCGCGAUGAGAAGGUCAGGGUCCUAUGAGAACGUUUUAGGGUCAUCCACACCAUCUCCAACAUCACCCGACACCCAACCACCCUCCCCAAGCAGAUCUGUGAGUGGAAAGAAGCUGUGUUCAAGCUGUGCUCAGCCCCUGGGGAAGGGCGCGGCCAUGAUUAUCGAGACGCUGGGACUGUACUUUCACAUACAGUGCUUCAAGUGUGGAAUGUGUAAAGGGCUUCUAGGCGACACCAGCACGGGGACAGACGUCAGGAUUCGUAAUGGCCUCCUCAAUUGCCAAGAGUGCUACAUCAAAUCACGUGCUGCUGGUCAGCCUACCACGCUGUGAGCUGCAGUGGACCUGAAUGACACCCGUAGACACACCAACACAGAACAGAACAGAACAGAGUCUCUGACAAUCUCCACUGAAGCAACCUGCAAUGAGCGGAGUAAUUUUAACACAACAUCUCAGAUUAACUGAUAUACUGAUAAGGAGGGUUUAAAGCUCCCCCACGUUACACGUUUCUCUCUUUCUUUACAUCAAGUCUACUCAGUUUUCAGAUACGAUAACAUCUCUUUAUUUUUGUACUUGUAAAAUAACUUCCCCCUCCUACACUCUGCUUGACCUACAUAACACAAUAAUAAGUGCACUGUAGGACGUCAAUAAGAUAAAUAGUCAUUUAACCUGAGUUACACAACGCUGGAUAUUUCGAUAUAAGUAGUUUUUAAAGGCUGUGGGGUCACAUGGUCGGAAAGCUAGAUUUCCUCCUGAUUGAAAUUUCUAUACAAAAAAGGCCUCCUAAGAUCACAUGCUCACUUUGCACCUUGAUAUAUUAGUAUUAUUAGUAUUUUUUUAUCCGAGGCAUAAGUGAGAGUCUGUCGGUCUGAAGCACACCUUACCGUCUUUAAAUAGUAACUAUCUCUCUGUAUACAGAAUCCUGUCAGAAAGUCUAUAGUAGCCUAUCUAUCUAUGCUUUUUAAAUAGGAUCAUGUCUGGUGUCGCUGCAGUUUAACAUGUAUGAUGCCUUAAUCAUUCACAACGUUGCUGAGCUGCCGAGCUUGGUGGCUGCAAAGUAUUUUCUUGCAUGAAUUAACCUUCUGAUUGAUUUAAGUAGAGUCUACUUUUUUUUUCUUCUGAACUGGUGUGUUUUUUUUCUUUAGAUUGUGUACAUGUUUUUUUCCCUUUUGCUAAUUGAAAUUUCAUUUGCUUGAGAUGUAAGAAAUGGAGCACACAUGACCAACGUAUGAGGCGAAAAAACAAUGUUAUCAGGCGAGAGGCAUGUAACAUGUACCCAUACUGCGCCAUUGUUGGUUGUGUGCAUGCAAAACCUUCCCAUUUCAUUUUGCUGCAUUGUUUUUGAUUGAACAGUUCUCAAGUAUUUGCGUAUUGCCCGUUGUUACUCACAGCACUGUAAAGCCGAACAGUCAAACUAACUUAAUUUAUUUGAGUAAACUAAUAACUUUAAAAUGUUUAAUUUACUACAUCAGUUUAAGGUUAAUCAAAUGUGUGAUUUGAGUACCAGUAACUCAAGUAUUUAGAUUUAAGGUGACUUCACUGUACAUAAAACUACGCAGCAUUCUGCAAACAUAUCUUGCAUUUCCCACAACUGAAUAAUGAACAGUAGCAGAUAAUAGUACAUUGACUCGCCGUCAGCAGGGGAGACGUAGAUGUGCAACACAGUGGACAAUAAAGCCUGAAACGGUGUGACAGCCAAGGCUAUGCUAAUCGAUGCUACUUGACUAACUAAUCGGGUGAACAAUGAGAGCACUGGAUCAUUCUGUAAAGAAUCAAGUUGGUCUCUUGAGAUUUUUCAAGGCACUUCCAACAAUGGUUACUACCAUACAUUUGCCAGUAUUCAACAACAUUUAACUGCAUCUAUCCACCUGCACAUGUCAAAGUUCACUAUAAAGACAAAACCCAUGUCCAUUGUGGCAUCAGUAUUUUAGUGAAGCCAAUACUGUCAAAUGCACACCCUGACAACUAUAUUUACCAAACUAUAUUUACCAAAGGAUCAUGAGAAUAAAUUCCUCAGAAUGACUUACACUCUUACACAAUUGAGUCUGAGUUAUAUUUACAUAAAUAUUUUGUUUAGGUUGACUGUGAGUGUUACUGUGACCUACCUAUGGUGGGAAUGAAGCAUACAUGUCAAAGCACAACCUGAAGACACAGUCCCUAAAUUGUAUUGAUAUUUCCGUGCAACUAGAAAAAAAACAUUUAAAAAAAACAAUUGAAAAUAAGUAAGUCAGUUUUAUGAUGUUAAUGUUAUUGCAAAAGAUCAUGAUUACGUAACACUCAAAACAGCUAAGUUGCUUAACUUUGUAUUUUUGAGUUAGAAAAAAAAUAUUCAUGAGUUAUUAUUCAUUAUUCAUUAUUUCGAGUUAGUUUGACUGCUUGGGUUUACUGUGAGUAAUGUUUUUAACUUUAUGCGAAUGCAUGGUUGAUGCAAAUCAUAUAUCCUUAUUUAAGUUUAGAAAUACAUUUUAUUCAAACAGUUCAUUAGCUUCCCCUUGUGUACCUAAUGCUCUCGCUUUCCGUUCUUACUGUACGGGGUGAUUUUGCAUCAACGUAUGUGCCUUAUUAACGAAGGUGGUUGCACAAUUUAUGAGAAGUUUGAUUCCAUAGAUUCCAUGAAAAUCCCAAAGAUCAUCUCAGUAACGUGAAAUACAACGAGAUGGUGUGGAUGCCUAACUUAAAUCCGAAUGUCAAACACGAUCGCCUAUCAGAGAGUAACAAUUCAAACCAAACCAACCGAUGGAGUACGUAGCCUACUUGGAAAUACACUCUUUCUAAGUUCCGACUAAUUAUCUCUGUUAAGGCAUGUGGUUUUCUAGGAGGACAAAUGCACAGAGCACAAUGGAUUUCUACAAUGUAAAUCUUCUAUGAAACUGUUAUUAUAGAACAUUAGCUAAUUUCACAAAACCUCAUGUCUACAUUUUCCUGCGUUUUCUGUGAAUAUUUUUUGUGAAACUUGAAACAUAUCCUUUAAGCGACCCUGCACAGAUAGACAUCUUUCUGCAAGGUUUGAAUGAUAUUAACUAUGUUACUAGUUUAUUCCCAUUUUUGGUAAUUGACUGUCCUAUCUAACCGCAAUGUAAACCGUCUGUUGCACUUCUGCAAAGCUUUGUCCCAUUUCAAUAGCGUUGCUGUCAUUGCUUUUCCCUUUUUAUGCAGUAUUGUUUCCGUUUCCGUUUUGCUUUGUUAAGCAUUUAGAUAAGGAACGAUUUAAACUGGAUUAAAAUGCAAUAAAGUGGAGGUGGACUGGUGCAGAAUCGUGUAAUAUGUUUAAGCUCUGUAUUUAUUGUAAUCGAUUAAAAAAAAAUCUAAACUGAAACGAAUUAGAAGGAACUGCUAUGCAAUGGCUUUUAUAGCAAGUGUAUGUUUGUACAAUAAAACAUUGUAAAUGCA
Molecule: messenger RNA, 10208 nt
Organism: Alosa alosa (allis shad)
Lineage: Eukaryota; Metazoa; Chordata; Actinopteri; Clupeiformes; Clupeidae
Gene: limch1a
Product: LIM and calponin homology domains 1a
Exons: 36
Coding region: 501-7151 (2216 amino acids)
Biological process (GO): regulation of focal adhesion assembly; positive regulation of stress fiber assembly
Cellular component (GO): stress fiber
Molecular function (GO): myosin II head/neck binding
Source: RefSeq, a predicted model, not a curated record